UAGCGGCCAUUUUGGUUAGCGUUGGGUGUCUGUGAGGUUUGCGAGGUGAGAGGUCCUGGAGCCCUGGGUCCGAAUCGCGGUGUCUGAACCCAGUAGGGGGAGAGGAGUUCUUUCUCACUGCCCAGAGGCGGAUCUUAAGCCCCGUAACGGCGCCCGCCGCUCCCGGCCGUGCUUUCCCCACGUACUCGGAUGGCGGCGGCCGCGCUGAAGCUCCCGGCUCAGGCAUCAUCUGGCUCCAAAGAAGAGGAGAACACACUGUGUUUGAGAGAGGAGGAAAGAGGAUCAGAGUUUAAGCUCUUGCAGCAAUGCAGCAGGGCACUGUGACAUUUGAAGAUGUGGCUGUGAACUUUUCCUGGGAGGAAUGGAGUCUUCUUAGUGAGGUUCAGAGAUGCCUUUACCAUGACGUGAUGCUGGAGAACUGGGUACUUAUAUCCUCCCUGGGUUGUUGGUGUGGAUCAGAUGAGGAGGCACCUUCUAAGCAGAACAUUUCUAUACAAAGAGUGUCUCAGGUCAGCACUCCUAGGACAGGUGCGUCUCUCAAGAAGGCUCACCCCUGUGAAAUAUGUGGCACAAUCUUGGGAGACAUUUUGCACAUGGCAGAUCAUCAGGGAACACAUCACAAGCAGAAACUGCACAGGUGUGAGGCAUGGGGGAAUAAAUUGUGUGAUAGUUCAAACCAUCAGCACCAGAAUGAGUACCUUGGAGAGAAACCCUAUAGAAGCAGUGUUGAGGAAGCAUUGUUUGUGAGGAGGUGUAAGUUCCAUGUGUCAGAGGAAUCAUCUGUCUUCAUUCAGAGUGGAAAGGACUUUUUGCCCAGCUCAGGAUUAUUUCAGCAGGAGGCCACUCACACUGGGGAGAAGUCAAACAGCAAAACUGAGUGUGUGUCUCCUUUUCAGAGGGGAAAAACUCAUUAUAGCUGUGGAGAAUUCAUGAAACAUUCUAGCACCAAACACAUACUUGUUCAACAGCAGAGACUUCUCCCUAGAGAAGGAUGUUACUGCUGUGAAUGUGGGAAGUCCUUUAGCAAAUAUGAUAGCUUCAGUAAUCAUCAGAGAGGUCACACUGGGAAUAGACCUUAUGAAUGUGGAGAAUGUGGGAAAUCUUUUAGUCAUAAGGGCAGCCUUGUUCAGCAUCAGCGAGUUCAUACUGGAGAAAGACCUUAUGAGUGUGGAGAAUGUGGGAAAUCUUUUAGUCAAAAUGGUACCCUCAGUAAACAUCAGCGAGUUCACACUGGAGAAAGACCUUAUGAGUGUGAAGAAUGUGGGAAAUGUUUUACUCAAAAGGGCAAUCUCAUUCAGCAUCAGCGAGGUCACACUAGUGAAAGACCUUAUGAGUGUGAAGAAUGUGGAAAAUGUUUUAGUCAAAAGGGCACCCUGACUGAACAUCAUCGAGUUCACACUAGAGAAAGACCUUAUGAGUGUGGAGAAUGUGGGAAAUCUUUUAGUCGAAAGGGACACCUUAGGAACCAUCAACGAGGUCACACUGGAGAAAGACCUUACGAGUGUGGAGAAUGUGGAAAAUCCUUUAGUCGAAAGGGCAACCUCAUUCAGCAUCAGCAAAGCCACAGUGGAGAAAGGCCUUACGAGUGUGGGGAGUGCAGGAAAUUAUUUAGGGGCAAGUCCCACCUCAUUGAACACCAGAGAGCUCACACUGGAGAAAGGCCAUACCAAUGUAAUGAAUGUGGGAAGUCAUUUCAGGACAGCUCUGGGUUUCGUAUUCAUCAGAGAGUUCACACUGGAGAAAAACCGUUUGAGUGCAGUGAAUGUGGGAAGUCAUUUCCUCAAAGCUGUUCCCUCCUUCGACAUCGGAGAGUUCAUACUGGAGAAAGGCCUUAUGAGUGUGGAGAAUGUGGAAAAUCAUUUCACCAAAGCUCUUCCCUCCUAAGACAUCAGAAAACUCACAUUGCAGGAAGACCUUAUGAGUGUGGAGAAUGUGGGAAAUUCUUCUUCAGUCUCCUUGAACACAGGAGAGUUCACACUGGAGAAAGGCCUUAUGAAUGCAGUGAAUGUGGAAAAACAUUUACUCGAAGGUCUGCACAUUUUAAACAUCAGAGACUUCAUACUAGAGGAAAGCCUUAUGAGUGCAGCGAAUGUGGGAAAUCCUUUGCCGAAACCUUCAGUCUUAAUGAACACAGGAGAGUUCACACUGGAGAAAGGCCUUAUGAAUGCAGACCUUAUGAGUGUGGAGAAUGUGGGAAAUCUUUUAGUCAAAAGGGCCACCUCACCCAACAUCAGCGAUUUCACACUGGAGACACAACUUAUCACUGUGGGGAGUGUGGGAAAUCUUUUAGUCGGAAGCGCAACCUUAGGCAACAUCAGCGUGUUCACACUGGUAAAAAGCCUUAUGAGUGUGAAGAAUGUGGGAAAUCUUUUGGUCGAAAGGGCAACCUCAUUCAACAUCAGCGAGGUCACACGGGAGAAAGGCCUUAUGGGUGCAGGGAAUGUGGGAAAUCAUUUCGGUACAGAUCCCACCUCACUGAACACCAGAGACUUCACACUGGGGAAAGACCUUACAGUUGCAGGGAAUGUGGGAAAUUAUUUAACAGAAAGAGUCAUCUUCUUGUUCACGAGAGAGUUCACACAGGAGAAAGGCCAUAUGAGUGUGACGUAUGUGGGAAAUUAUUUGGCAAUAAGAGCUGCAUGACUAUACAUCGGAGAGUUCACACUGGAGAAAGGCCAUAUGAAUGCAGUGAAUGUGGGAAAUCAUUUCCUAACAACUCUGCGCUUCAUUGUCAUAAAAGAGUUCACACUGGAGAAAAGCCUUAUAAGUGCAGUGAAUGUGGAAAAUCCUUUACUGAAAGUUCCAGUCUCACUAAACACAGGAGAGUUCACACUGGAGAAAGGCCUUAUGAAUGCACCAAAUGUGGAAAGACAUUUCAUCGAAGCUCUGCCCUUCUUCAACAUGAGAGAGUUCACACAGGAGAAACACCUUAUGAGUGAGUCAGUGUGGGAAAUCCUUUGCUGAAACCUCCGGUCUCAUUAAACACAGGAGAGUUCAUACUGGA
This is a messenger RNA of Saimiri boliviensis boliviensis (Bolivian squirrel monkey), 3004 nucleotides long. Lineage: Eukaryota; Metazoa; Chordata; Mammalia; Primates; Cebidae. The record is from RefSeq and is a predicted model, not a curated record.